Caenorhabditis briggsae is the source of this 948-nucleotide messenger RNA. Bases 1 to 948 code for a protein of 315 amino acids. The record is from RefSeq and is a predicted model, not a curated record. The transcript is spliced from 4 exons. Gene Ontology annotation, biological process: innate immune response. Lineage: Eukaryota; Metazoa; Nematoda; Chromadorea; Rhabditida; Rhabditidae.
AUGACUGAUGAGGGAUUGGAUUCGGUUGCCGCCAAUCUCGCCUCCGUAUUCAGUGCUGGUACUCGUAUUGGCACCAGUCCAUCAGAGCCCCGUACCACUAGGCUGGGUCUAGUUACUUAUAACUCCAGAGCUCAGCAGAAUGCGGAUUUGAACAAAUUUCAGAGUUUGGACGAUUUGUAUGAAGGAGUUUUUGGAAGUCACUUCCAAAAAGUCGUCGUUAUUUAUGCAUCCUCCUACCGUGGAACAGGGGAACAGGACCCGUUACCCGUUGCUAAUCGAUUGAAAACUUCCGGAGUCCGAAUAAUUACUGUAGCUUAUGACCAAGGUGGAGAUGGGACGCUUUUGAGGCAACUAUCUCAAGUUGCAAGUCCUGGAUUCAAUUUUAGUAGCGCUGAAAACGAGGGAAACAUUAUUGGACAAGUUCAAGGAGCGCUUUUAGAGUCAAACUGUUUCUGCCCCAACGACUGGAUUCAGUAUCGUCAAUUCUACUCGGACACCAAUUCCUAUCGUUACGGUGUCUGUUUCCAACCAGUGACACUCACCGCAGUUUGGAAAGCCGCAAAAAAGUCCUGCGCCAAUCGGUGGAAUAAUUCUUAUCUCGUAAAUGAGUUCAAUUUGUCAAAACACAACUUCAUUUUGGAUAUUGUCAAUUCUACAGUAGGAUUUCACCAACCAUUUUCCUACCAUAUCGGUGGGAAUAAAGUAGGCGGAGUCUGGAAAUGGGACCGCCCGACUGGAUGGGAGCAACCGGAACUCAAAAAAUGGUACAAUUGGGAGGACGGGUAUCCAAUUGCUUCUUCUACACUAAAUGCAAUACUGAAUCAACAAACUGGACAAGCCAAAUGGGAAAAUAUUGAUAUGUUGAAAACGGCGGCGAAUUAUGUCUGUGAAACUGCCAGUUGUGAUACUGAUAAUUACUGUAGUUCUGAUGGAAGAUUGGAUGAAUAA